AUGUGUGAAAGACUCGAAUGGGUUGAAAUUAUUGAGCCAAAAAGUAAAGAUCGAAUGUACGCAAAUUUGAUAACAGGUGAAUGUGUUUGGCAACCACCACCAUUGGCAAAAAUAAAAUUACAAAAUCAUAGUCAGUGGUGGGAGUUGUAUGAUAACAGUACAAAAAGACAUUAUUAUUAUAAUGCAACAACACAACGAACUAUAUGGAAUCGUCCACCCAACGCUGACAUUAUCCCGUUGGCUAAGUUGCAGAUGCUCAAAGAAAAUACGGAACCGAAAGAGGUUGAUAGACAAAAUACUGUUUCGUCGUUAGCUAAUAAUCCUACAAUGUCGCCGGCAUCAUCAAUUAAUCAUGCUUUAUUUCAUCAUCAGCAACAACAACAGCAAGGAGGAGGAUUAAUAAACAAUAUAUCCAAUACUAGCAAAGGAAAGCAAAUCUCUUUACAACCAUUAGAUGUCGUUAAUAGUUCUGGUAAUACAUCGAACAGUAAUAAUAAAACAACAUCAACAACAAAUAUUUCAACACCACCUCUUAAUUCAAUUGCACAAAGGUCUGUUCGACGUACGGCAACAAUAUUACAAUCAUUGUCACCUACUAAUGCCGUACCUCACCAAAUCAAUAGUAGUCGUCAAACAUUUGCAUAUAACGAUCAACAACAAAAACCUUCGUCAUCAACAUCAAAUUCUACCAAUUCACCAUCAUCGUCCCUCUCGUCAAAUUCAAGCUUUUUUUGUCGUACAAUUCAAAAUGAUUCAUCACAACAACAACAACAACAACAACUACUCUCACGUACUAAUGCACCAAUUCUAGACAAGUCAACUUCAUCCUCGUCUGCCAUCUCUUCGUCUUCAUCAUCAGUGAUUAAAUCUAUCGAAGAUAGUAGUAAAAAUUUGCAAACAAAAGCAAGUGAAAAAUCAACAUACGACAAUUUAAUUCACUCAAAUAAUGCUACUGUAGCAUCGUUGCCAACUUCAACAAAUUUAGAACGUAAAUCUUCUCGCCAUGAGCGAACAACACAAAAAUCAGCAAUAACACGCGGUGCUUAUCAAGAGCAACAACAAGAUAAUUGUUAUGAAAAAUCAGGUUAUGAUAAUUAUCCGAUUAUAAUGACAAAAUUUGAGUCAGCACGCAAAAAUAAUAAUAAUACCAUUAUGAAUCAGUCAGUUGAUGAACAAUCAAUAAUACCAAUGGAUACAGGAAAUGAAACAACGCUGAAUACAAAACGUUCACAAAGUAUUAAGUUAAAAAAAGAAUUAGCAUUGAAAUCGUCGCCAAACAGUCCACUAGGUGAUAUAACUGUUACAUCAUAUAAUCCAAGUGUGAUGUACAAUGAUAAUACUAAAAAACAACAACAACGUUCGAGUGUAAAGUAUUCAAAAGAUCAUGUCACCACAUUAUGUAACUUAAAUGCCGCUAGUUGUUCACCACUAAAUGAUUUGUUAUUUGAAACAAAUGCUAGUUGUCAACAAUCACCUAUACUUCGACAUAUAAGCAGCCCAUCAUUACAAAUGUCGACAUGUUCACUUCAUAAUCACUCACCUUCUCAUCAAUUACAAAUACACAACAGCAAUACAAAUCACGGUGCGACUAUCAAUAGUGCAUCAUCUACACUAAAUAGUAAACACAGUACAUGUAGUAGUACAGCCACAAAUUAUUCUGACAGUCCUACCACACCAUCGACACAUAGUCCAAUGAGUUUUAGUCGUUUAGCCUAUGGAAGAAGUCGAAUACGGAAAAAGCAACCACGGACAAAUCCAAACUAUGUUAAUAUUGAAAUAAAAUCGAAUGAUGGUUCAUUACGUAGUACAUAUAUUAAAAUUUAUAAUUCUGAGAAUAAUUCGUCAUCUGCUUCAUCUUCUUUGAAUUCCACAUCUGCCAAAUCUACGACUACUACAGCUGGAACAACGGGAACGACCAAUACAACUCAUUUUCAUUCACAACCAUUUUUGAAUUCAAAAGAAAUUAAUGAUCAUACACAUGUAAUAACGUCUUCUGAACAUUAUCCAUUUUAUCAAAGUAAUGAUACAAUAUCAAAAGGAAUUUGUCCUCUUCAUUCAUCUCAAACAUCGACUAAAACAGCGUUAAUAUUAUCCUCUUCGUCUUCUUCUUCGUCCUCGGCAACUCAAAAUGGUGGAUCAAAAAUACCAUCAAAUGAAAUGCUAACUAAUCAAGAUCAACAGCAUAGCAAUAGUACAAAUACGUUAACAAAUAAACCUCUGAUAAUGAAACAGUUUUCAAUCAAUGAUGACUCAACAAUUCAGCAACCAUUUAUAUCCUGUAAUGAUGAAUUUUUAUUUCAUUCGACAACAGAUCCAUUGAAUAUUAAUUUUCAACCGUAUAAGCCAAAUUCGAAUGCUACGACACCAAUUACUACUCGUACCGGUGGAUGCGGAUCAAAUACGUCAACGUUAUCAUCACCUAUAUUGCCAAUCUAUUAUGAUGGACAUUCGUCUUCAUCACCCCCAUCAGCACCGCCAACAAAUCAAAUUUCAACUCCGCAUCUGGCUGAUCGUAACGGUAACGGUUUAGUAUUUCGCCAUAAUGAACAGUGUGAUGAAUCAUCAAGUUUAAAUCGUCCAGUUUCCAUUCAUUUGCAAUCUUCGUGUGACAAUCAAGCAAGUGGUAAUAGUAAUCAAACAUCCGGUUAUAAACAGUCGUAUAUGGGUGAUCGAAAAGCAAAACAACCUGUUGCCUCGUUAAAUACAUGUUUGGAAUUAACAACGAAAGGUUGGAGUCUGCCUCCGAUUCGUGAUGAAUUGUAUCUACAGUUGAUCAAGCAGACCAGUUAUAAUAUAUCAGCGGAAAGCUUGCAACGUGGCUGGGAAUUAAUGGCUGUGUGUCUUUCAUUCUUUCCACCAUCGGCAAAAUUUCAGUCAUUACUUGAACGUUGGAUAAUCGUACAAUCGUCAGGCGAUGCUGAUACACAAGAAGUUCCGAUUAGUAUUUACGCCAAAGUUUGUCAAAAACGUCUUGAUAAAAUAAUUCAAACGGGACCAAAAAAAGGGUUGAAAAAACCGACAUUUGAAGAAAUUGAAUUGUCAAAGCAUACAAUACAUUUUCCAUCGAUGUUUGGCGCAACGCUAGAAGAAGUAAUGGCCAUGCAACGAACUAGAUUUCCUGAAAGACGUUUACCAUGGAUACAAACAACCUUAUCGGAAGAAGUUUUAAGGUUAAAUGGUGCUCAAACUGAAGGCAUAUUUCGAGUGCCGGGUGAUUUGGACGGUGUGAAUGCUUUGAAAGUAAAGUGUGAUCAAUGGCAAUUACCAUCAUUAGAAGACGCACAUUUACCUGCCAGUCUUUUGAAAUUAUGGUAUCGUGAAUUAUCUGAACCAUUAAUACCGUCUAUCUUUUAUGAACAAUGUAUAUUAUAUUGUGAUAUGCCUGAAACAUGUAUACGUUUGGUAAAUUCAUUACCCGAUAUCAACCGAGCAGUUUUAACUUAUUUAAUUAGAUUUUUACAAGUUUUUGCUGCUCCGGAAAAUGUUGUUAUUACGAAAAUGGACGUUAAUAAUUUAUCGAUGGUUAUGGCACCGAAUUGUUUACGUUGUGAAAGUGACGAUGCUAAAGUUAUAUUUGAAAAUGCUAGAAAAGAAAUGUUAUUUAUCAAAACGCUGAUACUUCAUCUUGAUACUAAUAGUAUAGAAGGUGUCAUUUAA
Molecule: messenger RNA, 3657 nt
Organism: Didymodactylos carnosus
Lineage: Eukaryota; Metazoa; Rotifera; Eurotatoria; Philodinida; Philodinidae
Source: the annotation of a GenBank genome assembly